Salvelinus sp. IW2-2015 is the source of this 2828-nucleotide messenger RNA. NCBI's taxonomy places the organism in Eukaryota, Metazoa, Chordata, Actinopteri, Salmoniformes, Salmonidae. The record is from RefSeq and is a predicted model, not a curated record.
AUGCACAAGAUAUUGGCAGCGUGGGACCUGUCAGUUGCGGUGGAGGACCUGGCCGAUGCUCCGCCCAUCACUGUCAGUGUGACCUCUGACCUACACAUAGGUGGGGUCAUCCUCAAACUGGUGGAGAAGUCACAGGUAAAGCGUGACUGGUCAGAUCAUGCCCUGUGGUGGGAGCAGAAGCAGCAGUGGCUCCUGCGAACGGCCUGGACCCUUGAGAAGUGUGGCAUCCAGGCAGAUGCCGGGCUCAUCUUCAUGCCCCAGCACAAGCCCCUGAGGCUGGGCCUGCCCAACGGACUGAACCUCAGGCUCCGGGUCUGCUUCUCUGGGUCUGUGUUCCGCACUGUGCUGGGCAUCUGCAAGAUGCUGAACAUCCGUCGGCCAGAGGAGCUGUCCCUGCUGCGACCUGUAGAGGAGAAGAAGAGGAAGAAAGAUAGAGACUUGUCAGAGGAACUGUAUGACCUCACAGAAGUGCCUCUCACCUCAGUGUCCCGCCCCUGCUUGUAUAAUGGAAUGCCUGCCCAUUUCGCUGACUCCCCUAAGACUGAGAAGGUGUACAAGAUGCUGUCAGUCUCCCAGCCUGCUCCCCCCCCAGAGGCCAUUGCUAAGCUGUACCGCCCCGCCAGUGUGGUAGACAAGGCCCACAUCCACAGCAGGUGGCUGGACUCUUCUCGUUCACUGAUGCAGCAGGGCGUUCAGGAGAAUGACAGACUCUGGCUGCGCUUCAAAUACUACUGCUUCCAUGACCUGGAGCCCAAGUAUGAUGUGGUGCGCCUGACCCAGAUGUAUGAGCAGGCUCGCUGGGCCAUCCUACUGGAGGACAUAGAAUGUACUGAGGAGGAGAUGCUGCUGUUUGGAGCUAUACAGUACCACAUCAACAAGCUGUCCCUGUCGGAGCCCCAGACGAUGACCUCCAGUCCAGCCAUGGAUGACCUGGACUCAGCCCUACAGUGUCUGGAGGUCAAGCUGGUCGGGGCGGACAGCAGCCCCCAAGACAUGCUGGUCAGAAGUUGGCUGGCACUCUUCUCGUUCACUGGAUGGAGCAGGGAGCAUUUCAGGAGAUUAUUGCGAACUUCUUCGGGGAUUCUCACAGUCAUGCUGGACCAGUUGCGCAUUUCCCGCACUCUUGUACCAGUUGUCGCAUGCGGCUCCCUGCGGAGGCAGACCGGCUCCUCCAAGCGUGGGCUCAGGAAGAGUCUGGCAGACAGCUCAUUCCAGAGCGAGGUCCAGAGCAUCCGAUCCUUCCUGGCCAUGCAGCAGACCAACCCCAACACACACACUGAUGACAGCAUGAGCAUCAACACACACAGCCUGGUCUCUCCACGCUACAGCAAGAAGUACAAGGCCAAACAGUUGACCCCUCGUAUCCUGGAGGCAUAUCAGAACGUGGCUCAGCUCUCCCUGACCGAUGCCCUCCUCCGCUUCCUCCAGAUCUGGCAGGCCCUGCCUGACUUUGGUAUCUCCUUGGUGGUGGUGAGGAGAUACCAGAAGUCAGCAGGCCUGCCAGAUCCGCCCUACCUCACCACCACCAAGGAGAUUACCAAAGUCAGCAGGGCCUGCAAUCCUCCUUACCUCACCACCACCAAGGCAGAUACCAAGUCAGCAGGCCUGUCGAUCCUCCUUAACUCACCACCACCAAGGAGAUACCAAAGUCAGCAGGCCUGUCAUUCCUCCAUUACCUCACCACCACCAAGAGAUACCAAAGUCAGGCAGGCCUGCCAUCCUCCUUACCUCACCACCACCAGGAGGCGCGGCGAUACCAAACAGCAGGGCCUGUCAGAUCCUCCUAUACCCACCACCACCAAGAGAUACCAAGUCAGGCAGGGCCUGCCAGAUCCGCCUUACCUCACCACCACCAAGGAGAAUACCAAAGUCAGGCAGGCCUGUCAGAUCCUCCUUACCCUCACCACACCACCAAGGAGAUACCAAAGGAAGAGUCUGGCAGACAGCUCAUUCCAGAGCGAGGUCCAGAGCAUCCGAUCCUUCCUGGCCAUGCAGCAGACCAACCCCAACACACACACCGACGACAGCAUGAGCAUCAACACACACAGCCUGGUCUCUCCACGCUACAGCAAGAAGUACAAGGUCAAACAGUUGACCCCUCGUAUCCUGGAGGCAUAUCAGAACGUGGCUCAGCUCUCCCUGACCGACGCCCUGCUCCGCUUUCUCCAGAUCUGGCAGGCCCUGCCAGACUUUGGAAUUUCCUUUGUGGUGGUGAGGUUCAAGGGCAGCAGGAAGGACGAGGUGCUGGGUAUCGCCCCCAACCGUCUGAUCCGUAUCGACCUGGGGGUGGGAGACGUGGUCAAGACAUGGCGUUACAACAACAUGAGGCAGUGGAACGUCAACUGGGACAUACGACAGGUGGCGAUAGAGUUUGAUGGGAACGUGAACAUGGCGUUCAGUUGUGUGACGGCUGACUGUAAGAUCGUUCAUGAGUUCAUUGGAGGCUACAUCUUCAUGUCGACACGCAGCCGCGAGCAGAGUGACACGCUCAACGAAGAGCUCUUCCACAAGCUGACGGGGGGCCACGAGGCUCUGUGACACCCUCACCCAGUAAUAUACAGCAGCUAUAGCCCAAGGAGCAAUCUAUACAUCCAUACAGCAGAUACACCAGUGGACAGUUUGAUUGUUUUAGGGUGCGGCUGCAGCAGCCUUGAAGAGAAAUGACAACCAGUCCACGCUGGGAUCCUAACAGACAUGCAGUUGACUAUUCAAUAAAUUAAGGAAGAGGUGACCCAUGAAUAGAAAGUUAUAGAAAAUUAUUAACAAUGUAAUGAAUUGUCAAUUCUGAAAUCCAGAAUUAAAUAUGUUUAUUGACAUACAUAAAAAAG